CUAGACUCGAACCAUUUUGUUGUGCGAUUGCAAUCGUACUAAAUCCAUCGCCUUCACCGGAAUUUGUGAGAAACCGGUACCGGAUUCUGCAAAGGGUGGUCAGUGAAUUCGAGCUAGACCGAUAAUAACAUGCAGAGUCUCCUCUAUCGUACUGAAUCCAUCAAAUCCAACUCCAUAGCUCAUUAUUGCCUCAGUUUCACCCACUCAUUCUCUUCAACUUCUCAUCUCCAUUCUUCAUCUCUCUCCAACCUCUUAAAAGGUCGCAUUUCCCGUAAUCACCUUCAACAAAUCCAUGCUCGGGUUUUCCGUAUUGGUGCUCACCAAGACAACCUCAUAGCUACUCGCCUUAUUGGUCAGUAUCCAUCAAAUAUUUCCCUUCGUAUACUUCAUCACUUAAAAAGACCCAACCUUUUCCCCUUUAACGCUAUUAUAAGAAUAUUUAGUGAGGAAGGAAUUUUUACUGAUGCUUUCUUGGUAUUUAACAAGUUGAGGGAUCAGUCCCUUUUGCCUAAUGAAUUGACCUUUUCUUUUCUUCUUAAAGCUUGUUCUCGUUCUGGGAAUUCAUAUUAUGUUCAACAGGUUCAUACCCUUGUUUUGAAAUUGGGAUUUGGUGAGGACCCAUCUCUCUGUAAUGGGUUGUUAAGUGUUUAUGCUAGGGGUUUGAAAGAGUUACAUUCUGCGCGUAAAGUGUUUGAUGAAAUGCCUGACAAGGGUGUUGUUUGUUGGACUUCUUUGAUUUCUGGAUAUGCUAAGUUUGGUUUGUCUGAAGAAGCUUUGGGUUUGUUUUUAUGUAUGGUAAAGAAGAGCUUGAUCCCUGAAAAUGAUACUAUGAUUAAUGUUUUAUCUGCAUGUUCAAAACUUGAUAUGUUAAAUAUUGAGAAAUGGAUUGGGAAUUUUUGGUAUUCAAUUCAGCAGUAUGAUUUGGGAUGUUCUGGAUGUGACUCAGUUAAUACUGUUCUUGUUUACUUAUAUGGGAAGUGGGGAAAGGUUGAUAAGAGUAGGGAAAUAUUUGAACAGAUUUCUGGUGAUGGGAAGAGAAGUUUGCUUCCUUGGAAUGCUAUGAUAGGCGCGUACAUACAGAACGGCUGUGCUCUGGAUGGUUUAUGUCUUUUCCGGUUAAUGAUGGAGUUUAAUUGUUGUUGCCCCAAUCAUGUGACAAUGGUUAGCGUGCUCUCAGCUUGUACUCAAGUUGGUGAUUUGUACCUUGGUAUGUGGGUUCAUGAGUACAUGAAAGGUAGUAGGCAAAAAAGCUUUUUACUUUCAAAUGCAAAUCUUGCCACUGCUUUGAUAGAUAUGUACUCUAAAUGCGGGAGUUUAGAGAGAGCAGGGGAUGUUUUUGACCAAUUGGUUGUAAAAGAUGUUGUUUCAUUCAAUGCGAUGAUCAUGGGUCUCGCAGUAAAUGGCAAAGGUAAGGAGGCGUUAAAACUUUUCUCACAAAUGCUAGACCUCAAUUUGCGUCCAAAUGCUGGGACGUUCCUUGGUUUGCUAUGUGCCUGCAGUCACACUGGGCUGGCAGCAGAAGGCCGUCAAAUAUUUAAGGAAAUGAGCCAAUGUUUUAGAAUUGCUCCUAGAUUGGAACAUUAUGCUAGCUAUAUUGACCUCCUUGCUCGAGUAGGUUAUGUUGAGGAAGCACUUCAAGUUGCUACCUCAAUGCCUUUUAAACCCAAUAAUUUUGUAUGGGGAGCUUUACUUGGUGGCUGUGUGCUGCAUAACAGAUUGGAAUUGGCCCGAGUUAUUUCCUCCAUUCUUGUUGAGGUGGACCCUAACAAUUCUGCUGGCUAUGUGAUGUUGUCCAAUACAUAUGCCAUUGAUCAUCACUGGGGUGCUAUUUCACGGCUGAGGUUGUCUAUGAAGGAAAAAGGAGUAGUAAAGCAGCCAGGAUGUAGCUGGAUCAACGUUGAUGGAGUAGUGCAUGAAUUUCUGGCUGGGUCCUCGUCGCAUCCUCAGAAUGAACGCCUGCAUAGUGAAUUGCAGGUCUUACUGAAGGAGAUGAAGCUAGCAAGUAUUUAGACAACUCACAAGCAUAUUCUGGUUAGGAGUUGCUUUGAGUAGCAUCCUCUUUCUACCAUAAAGAUUUUUUCCAGAAUUAAGAAUGGGCUCCGUGGGAUAGAGCUGCAUCGAAGAUCUCUGUUGUUUUGAAAGAAGCAACUAGUCCCAAGGAAUGUCUUUGAGCCUUUGUCUACAGUCAAUGCAUGAAUCAUGCUGCUGCUGUGAUCCUUAGUUUGUUGCCUUGAUACAACGAUGGAGUUAUUUCUGGACUUUCAUUGGCCGUUAUUCAAUUUUUAGGCUACUAAUAUCAGUUUGGCAGUCUCAAUAAUUGGCGAGGUAGGAUGUUUGACUUGUUUGAAUGAUAACCAGAACUAUGUGAGGAAUGGCCUAAAUAGGAUUGUUAGUGCAGAAACUAUUUGCCUUCAGCUGACUGUCAAAUACUACAAGAAGACAAUCCUCUCUUGCCAUGCAGAUGUUCUGGACUCACUUGGCAGAGAUACUCGGAAAAAUUCUCUUCCUCUUAAAAUUUGUUCUUUUUAAUUGGUGGGACAGCUUCUCUGAAAGCUAGCUUGACUUAAAAAUAACAUCCUAACAAGGGCAAAGAGAUUGGCAAGCUAGUAUUAUCUUUGCGAAAACACUAUUGAUACUCUAAACCUACACUCUGAGUUGGUUCAAUGUUUGUGGCACAUGCCUUUCAUUAUUCAAAAUAUCUAGUGCAUGGAGCUUGGUUCUGUCAUAGUCCAAGAUCGUUUGCCUGACUGGCAUGGAGUCAAGAUUGGUAAAACCAAAUGGAUUAUUUAUAAUGCAUCCUUCCGUUUAUUUAUAAACCAAAUGGAUUAUUUAUAAGUCAAGAUUGGACUUCAGAAUUAUUUUUGUUGGUAAACAAGAGUGAAUAGAAGAUAUGUUUCAGUUAUUAAAUUCUCAGCACUAUCAUUAUUAAAAUUGCUAAUAUCUCUAGUGGCAGUUUAAAUGCUAGCACCCGCUUGUGGGCUUUCCUUUGGAGAAAUGGGCAAACUAGUGUUUGGGAAGUGAGAAUGAUACUACCAGACCCAGUGUUUAAGCUAGGGAUAUUUUCAUAUUCACACCGAGCCUAGCUAAGGAGUUGAAGGACUGGACUUCCAGUCGCCACCUCAAAGGCGAAGAGGGUGCUCGGAAUGAAGGGAUUAACAACAUGAUAACAUGGAAGCACAAGGC
Molecule: messenger RNA, 3183 nt
Organism: Solanum stenotomum
Lineage: Eukaryota; Viridiplantae; Streptophyta; Magnoliopsida; Solanales; Solanaceae
Product: putative pentatricopeptide repeat-containing protein At3g08820
Exons: 3
Coding region: 130-2010 (626 amino acids)
Biological process (GO): RNA modification
Molecular function (GO): RNA binding; protein binding
Source: RefSeq, a predicted model, not a curated record